GGUUUCUUCCACGCUGUAGCUGAGGGAGGGAGAAGAGAGGCAAAGACAGAGGAAUACAGAACCAGCAGAGCAUAUUAGGUUUUGAUCGAUUUAAUUCAUAAAAGCGGACACCCCACUUCACAUUUUACUCUGAGGCGAAGAAAUGAAUAUCACACAGUUUCAAGUGACAGUCCCCACCCCCACAAGAGAAACACAUCCUAUAAUACAGUCUAUAAUGAACAACAACCUCAAGAAGCUCAAAAAAUUACUGAGAGACAAUGACAUGAAUGGACUUUACCCAUGCAAAGAGUGGAAUUACUGCAUAACUCCACUGAUUGCCGCUGUUGUGAGUCACAAUGCGGAUAUUUGUACUUUCCUUUUACACAAGGGUGCAGACCCAAACACUGCGUCUCAAUCUGGUUUUAUGUCUUUACAUUAUGUAUCGCUGUCCAAAGCGCCUCUUCUUUUUGUGGAGAAACUGCUUGAAGCAAAAGCUAAUCCAAAUGGUCUGAAUCCCAUGGAACUGCAGAGAUUCACGCCAGUGCAAACUGCUGCCAUCAGUGACAGAGAUGAUGUCCUGAAAAUGCUCGUUUCUGCUGGUGCACUGGUGACGCUGCUACCUGUCAAUGAUCAUGAACAUAUUACUCACAAUGAAAAAAUAUCUCAGAUGAUUCAUAACCUCGCAUCAAAAGGAGGUGAAAUUUUCUCCAAAAUGAGACAUUUUCUGGAUGUAGAAAUUGCUGUACGAGGGAAACCACCUGAAGAAGUGUUCAAAACUUUUGAUAGUCACAUGAUGCAGGAGGAUCCUCAGACCCAUCUGACCAUGAUUGAAAUGCUCUUUACAGCUACUGGGCGAGGUCAAGAAAAAUACAGCCAGGGAAGUAUUAAAUGGCUGAAGGACACUGGAAAUCUAAACCACUACAUUGCCAGUGCAGUCAGACGCUUUCCAAACAUUCAUAAGAAUCAUGUAAAGGUGAUAAUUAACAGUUUACAAGCAGUUUUCUGCACAAUGGAAGAGAUACCAAAUGAGCAAGCUUUGGAUGUGAUCCACCAGCUACUGGACCGGCUUCACUCAAAAGAAAGACCUGAUAUAUGGGAGGCUGUUCUGAAAACGCUGUAUGUGAUAACACAGAAAACAAACGGCACAAAUGGCUGGGAUCCCAAAUUUACUGAGAAGUUAUGCAAAACAGUUGCUCCUUUUGUAAAAAACCAAGACCCCUCUGACAUCAGAGUCUACACAUACGGCGUCUUUGGGAACAUGCUUUCAGUUGAACAUGCGGUCAACAUCUUUCCAUCAGUGGGGAUCACUUCAGUGCCCGAGGACAUACUGACAUCUGCAGAUAUGAAAAUGAAUGACAAGCUGAAAGAAGUUCUCAGACGACUGAAAAAUCAUUUCAACUCACCAAACUUGGAAUCGAAAGACAAUACAGCCUCAGCUGGAUCCAAGAAGAAGAAGAAGAAGAAGAAGAAGAAAAAGAAGGAAAAGUCAGAAGAGCAGGAGGACCCAAAUGAUGAAGCUUGCACUGCUGCAGCUCAUCCACCAUCAGCUCCUGUUGUGGAGUCAACGUUAAACGUGAAGCCGUUCCACUUCAACGCCUCGACGUCAUCGACACACAGAUGGCUACAAAUCAGCAAGAGGUGGAGAGAAAAUUUAGAGAAGCUUCUAAGCACUGAAGGGAAAGUAACCAGAAUUGGGAGCAUGAUUUAUGUGAAUGAUGCAGAAUUUCGCAUUGCGAAGGGAAGUGAUGGUACUGAAGUCUUCUUGGGGCUGAGAGAUGAUGGCACUGAAGUUGCCAUUAAGAGAAUGUCAAAAAGCAACUAUCAGCAGCUGAAGAACGAGGAGGGAAUUCUACGACUUGCAGAGCUUGAUCAUCCAUCUAUUGUACGAUACAUUGAUGCUGCGGAGGAUGAAAACUUUGGAUAUCUUGGUCUUCAACUUUGUGAAUACACCUUGGAAGAAUACAUCAGACAUAAUGAUGGUGAUGUGCUCAGAAAGAAACUUGUCUAUCAGGUCCUCGACAGUUUGAGGGUGCUUCAUUGUCAAAAUCCUCCAAUUCUCCACCGUGAUCUCAAACCACAGAAUGUUUUGAUCGAUGUUAACGGGAGGGCGAGAUUAGCUGAUUUUGGCAUCAGCAGGCGAUUACCCAAAGGCCAAACAUCUUAUCGCACGAGCAGUGCAGGAACAAAAUGCUGGAUGGCCAAAGAGACUUUAACAGAAGAAGCGAACAUACCAUACAAGUGGAGCACCGACAUACAGGUGGCGGGCAUGCUCAGUUAUUACAUCCUCUCUGGAGGACACCAUCCUUUCGGUGACAAAUCCUAUGAAUGUGAGGGCAACAUCUAUAAAGGGAAGUACAGUUUGCACCAUGUUCAGGAUGUGGUGGUGAAGGAUCUCAUCGAAUGGAUGAUCACUGAAGAACCAAAGGACAGACCUAAAGUGGACGAAUGCUUGAGUCAUCCCUUCUUCUGGACCUCUGAAAAGGGUGUUGAAUACUUGAGGAGAGUUGGUAACAGAGAGGAGGUGACAAACUGUCGCAACGCUAAACAGGAACUAAUAAGUUCAUUGGAAACAUGUGUCGGGGAUGGAUCCACCAAACAGUGGAAAAAUAAGUUUCCACAAGAGUUGGUCCAGAAGAUGGACGCGAAGAACAAAGCCUACCCUGACAACACACUGGGUUUACUGCGCUUCAUACGAAACCUCCAUGAGCACUACGCCAAGGAUGCAGCCCAAGUUGAUGUGAUGACCAUAUUUCCUGAUCUCUUUGGAUGCGUUUACAAGUUUGCCAAGAACCAAGGGUGGAAUUCUGAGACCCCCCUGAAGGAAAUGUUUCGAAGUAAAGACAUCACCAACAGCUUUACAAUGCCAGCCACAAACACCGAAGAGCACCUCGGCGUCCCAGUCCAAGAGUCUCAACCCAGCUGCUUGAAGUGAAGUUGACUGGAGAGUCUUAAGUCUUUAAGCAGUCAGGGGGAAAAACACAACCAAUUCUGAUUUAAAUGUUUUUAAUGUUUAAUUUAAUUUUUUUUUAAAUAGUUGUGUGUCUAAAACAUGCUCCACAGCAAGGCUGUCGAAACACCAGGCAACAAGACUUCACACAAACGACGUCCAGUGAGGCUUUCCACUCCUGACAUUGCCAGGCUUAUCAUUAAAGGAAAAACGCAAGUGUGGCUCACCUCAUCAAUAGCUUUGCCCCUAUUUAAACGUCCCAGUAAGCCGGCCAGUGUGACAGUGAGCCAGCAUGAACAAUAACAGGGUGCUAAAAGCUGUAGCAGCUGAAUAGAAUUCAGCCAUCAUUCAUUUUUAUCAUUUACACCUGUGCUUCUCCGACUGUGACAUGUGAAAAUGGCUUCUGUGAACGAAGCCUUUGAGGUUUUGCAGAGGUAUUGUACACAGUAACUACUUUCCAAAGGUUGACUUUUGCUUCACUUUAAUAUAGCAAAGUUUUUUGUGUGUAGUUUUACUUUGACUUGUCCUGAUGAGGAACCUUUCUACUUCUGCAUUUAUCUGAUGGCUGUCGUUACUUUACAAAUUAAGGAUUUAACACAAGUCACCUGAGAAGAACAAAGAAGACGAUGCACUGUUAUAGUAUAACCACCCAGUCAGGUAAAUGACAGCUUGAUGCAUCAUGACCUGAAAUUGCUUAUAUUUAAGAAUGACUAUUUCAACAUUUGUUCCUUUGUUUAGAUUUUACUGCUGACAUAGUUUUCACAGCUAAAAUUACUUAUUUUUAUCAUUGUACAGUUUUUAACUUUUUAUUCUUGUAUGUUCCCAUGAUAUUGACACAUUAUGUGGAGGGGAAAAGAACUAAAGGAACAGAUCUGAAUCAUCAAAUCAUACACUGGCUAGUUUCUGCAGCUGACAAGAGCACGACAUUCAAAAAAAGAUGUUUGUCCAAUUCUUUUAAUAGAAACUGAUUUUAGAAACUGCUCUUUAACUGAAUGGAAUAAGAAAACUUUUUCUCCAUGUGCAAGCUUUACGAAAUGCACUCUUCUGUGUUUUGUUUUCAACAUAUUGACUGUUCCUCUCUAAAGCGACUGCAUGUAAAAGCAUCAAAAUAAAUGUGUAAAAGUCUGA
Chelmon rostratus (copperband butterflyfish) is the source of this 4054-nucleotide messenger RNA. Its product is annotated as sensor for unfolded proteins in the ER ire1-like. Lineage: Eukaryota; Metazoa; Chordata; Actinopteri; Chaetodontiformes; Chaetodontidae. Gene Ontology annotation, molecular function: RNA endonuclease activity; ATP binding; protein serine/threonine kinase activity. Gene Ontology annotation, cellular component: IRE1-TRAF2-ASK1 complex. Bases 143 to 2911 code for a protein of 922 amino acids. The transcript has 7 exons. The record is from RefSeq and is a predicted model, not a curated record. Gene Ontology annotation, biological process: intrinsic apoptotic signaling pathway in response to endoplasmic reticulum stress; IRE1-mediated unfolded protein response; protein phosphorylation.